CAUUCUACGACUGCUGCUGAUGCCAGUGGCAUAAAAGUUGGGGAAGAACUUGAUGACUGCUCAUCUACGGAUACUGCCAUGGAAAGGAUGGGGCCAACUUAGCUUACGUCAAUCUCGGCAUGUAUUCCAACCGACCUCUCGGCUGCGGCUUCAAGCAGGCCUCUCGCCGAGCUCACGCCCUCCGCCGCGGUCUUGCAACCGCUUCAGAAGGAGAUGUUGCCGAAGCCAGGAAAUAUUGUCUGAACCAACUCAGGCGUGGUGACUAUGAGGCCUACCUCAUCCGGCAUUUCAUUCCACGGCCGGCGCAGGAUGCCUAUGAUGCCCUCCGGACGCUGAACCUCGAGCUCGCUCGCCUGCCUGAGACCGUGUCAAACCCAACGAUAGGCCGCUUCCGGAUGCAGUUCUGGCGCGACUCGGUGAACAGCACCUUUGCUGGACAGCCUCCACGGGAGCCCAUCUCGAUCCUGUUGCAUAGCGCCGUGGCAAGCCUUGCAGCUCGGGCAGGCAGCAGCAGUGCGAGCUCGGUCAAAUUUUGGCUCCUGCGUCUGAUUAAUACGCGGGAGAAGCAUAUGGAGAACAAGCCCUUUCCUAGCUUGGCCGCCCUGGAAGACUACGCAGAGAACACGUAUGCCACGCUGAUAUACAUGACCUUCGCGAUGAUGCCACUGCAAUCGGUACAUAUGGAUCACCUGGCGAGCCACAUCGGUAAGGCAUGUGGCAUCGCCGCGACGCUGCGGGGCAUUCCUGUUCUUGCCGGACCGUCACAACCCGUUCAGAGUCCACUCGGGUCGAGUGUCGGAAACACAAGGAGCCCAGCGUUGCUCCUUCCGCUCGAUAUUAUGGCCGAGUGCGGCCUGAAAGAGGAGGAUGUGUUUCGCCGGGGUCCUCACGCCGAAGGACUACAAGAUGCCGUCUUCCGGGUUGCGACCCGUGCUAAUGACCACCUCAUCACGGCACGCCAAAUGCUGAAGAACAUGCAAUUAGGCGAGGGACCCGGGCACGAAUACGAGCACCAAGGGGAGCCGGAGCACGUCUAUUCAACCACGGCUCAUAGCCCGGAGGGCACGCAAGGCGAUAUAAGGCGGGGCUUUGGCGUGUUAUUGGAGGCGGUUGCUGCCGGAGACUACCUGCAACGUCUGGAGGGCGUCAAUUUCGACCCGUUCAAGGUCAGGAGUAGUUGGAGGCUCCCCUGGGGACUUUGGAAGGCGCUCAGACGUCACGAAAUAUAAACUCACACGGUCCGCUGGGUCGGAGAUGCCCCUGACCGUCUUGAUCCCCCUGUUCUCUCGGGGACAAACAUUCAAUGUGCCAUACCGCUGUUGCAUUCAGCUCACCGACCUGGAAUUGGAGCCGACCCUCACAUUGUGUACUGACUUGCCAG
Messenger RNA from Chaetomium strumarium, 1381 nucleotides. RefSeq names its product Squalene/phytoene synthase. Bases 120 to 1229 code for a protein of 369 amino acids. The record is from RefSeq and is a predicted model, not a curated record. Lineage: Eukaryota; Fungi; Ascomycota; Sordariomycetes; Sordariales; Chaetomiaceae. The transcript is spliced from 2 exons. Gene Ontology annotation, cellular component: mitochondrion. Gene Ontology annotation, biological process: mitochondrial respiratory chain complex I assembly; biosynthetic process.